Molecule: messenger RNA, 1008 nt
Organism: Trichomycterus rosablanca
Lineage: Eukaryota; Metazoa; Chordata; Actinopteri; Siluriformes; Trichomycteridae
Product: beta-2 adrenergic receptor
Exons: 1
Coding region: 1-1008 (335 amino acids)
Biological process (GO): G protein-coupled receptor signaling pathway
Cellular component (GO): membrane
Molecular function (GO): G protein-coupled receptor activity
Source: RefSeq, a predicted model, not a curated record
AUGCAGGACGCACAAACGAUGUGCAGCAUCUGUUGCUGCCCCACAGUCAAAAUACUAAUGAUCAUCUUCAUGAUAUUACUGAUUUUCGCGAUAUCGUUUGGAAACUCGUUGACACUAGCAGUUGUGUUCGGAUCUAAACAUUUCCACACACCGCACGGUUAUCUGAAAGCAUCCUUAGCCAUGGCAGAUCUAGCAAUUGGGAUUUUUGUGGUACCCCUGUCGGUGUAUGCAGAGAUGACCCUCCUGUUGAAGGAUUCAGCACCUGGUUGGAUUGUAUACAAUUCUCAGCACACACAUUUCCACCCGUGCACUUUUAUCGGACCUGUGUUCGCAGGAUGCACACUGGUCUCCAUCACCACAGUUUUCUUUCUCACUAUUGAGCGCAGCAUUGCGGUUUUAAAGCCGCUGCAUAAAGAUGCAGUCAUUACCAGAAGAAGGACCAGCAUGCUGAUCAUCUUCUCCUGGAUGGGCAGUUUCUUCUUGGCUCUCUCUCCUAUGAUUUUCAGCAAUGAGAUUGCGCUGCAGUAUAACUCAUGCAGCAGAAUGUGCAACUACGCGUUAAAAACUACCACCCUUCCUUCUCAAGCAUGGCACAUUCUCUUACUCUUUCCAGUCUUUGAUUUUACACUUCUUAUAGGAACUAUUAUAACGAACAUCAUCUCCAUGAGUACGAUCCGGCACCAUUCAAAGAAAAGAAAACAUCUGGCUCGGGCAGGCUGUCACAGCGCAUCAGGACCGAGCUUCUCCGACAUCAAGGCUGCAAAGACGAUCGGGGCGAUCACACUGGUCUUUACAGCUUCCUUCACCCCCAUUGCUGUGUUUGUACUGGGAAACGUUAUUGGAAAUGAAUGGUGCAUCUUCUCGUUCUUUGCUUUCUGGAUUCUGACCGCGAGCAGUUGCUGGAAUUUUAUCAUCUACAGUGUGAGAGACCAAAAGUUCAGAGUCCGGGCUCGCCAGCUCCUCAGCUCAUCCAGAAUAAAGAGCUCACCUCAAAUCUCAGAAAAAUGA